AUGUCCAUGCUGCGCUCGAAGAACUUCACCUUCUACUACAUGCACAAGCAGGCUAAGAUGGAGUUGCCUCCUUUCGAUGCAGUUGGUGGCGCAGACGUCCCGACCUUCACAUGUCCUCUAGAUGUAUGUGUAUGUGAAGGCUGCAACGGCAAACUCAUCUUCCACCUCUCUGUGGAGGCUGUGCUCUAUGACCUCGGCGGCCCGGCGGAGAUCUACCACGAGCAAAAAAAUUGCACUGCUCGGAAUUGCCGAGCAUCAUAUGGCUACAACUACCGCUGGGAAGACGGCCAGAAGAUCAACGCGCUGAAGACAGAGGAGUUUGAGGAUGGUGUCCUUUUCGUGAACUCAAAGAAGGCAUUCUCCUUGAAAUACCUGCAGUACCAUGAGGAGCUGCUCUUCUGUGGUCAUUUGUCUCAUGCAGCGGUCUCGCAUGCAUACCAGACUGUCCACGCAGAGUCCGAUGCGGAAGUUGUGGGGCGCUUCCACAAGCUCCACGCCACUGCCCUGUUCUACCACAUGGCGGUUCGUGACUUUGGGUGCUUGGGUCUUCACAAAGAGAUCAUCAUCGAUGACGAAGUCAGUGAUCAACAUUUUGACCUAUAUGAAGCGUUUUGCCAUAGCUCCGUCUUCCCGCCCACGAAGCGCAACCAAGUCAAAGCUUUGGUCAUGGAUGGUAACCAGAAGCUCAAGAUGCAAUGCUCCGAAGCUCCGAUGAAGCGCGGUGGCCGCCCUAGGAGGUCCAAGGACACAGUCGGCACCUACACGAAUGGGUGGAUGCUCGCAUGCGACCCGGGAUCCGGUCGCAUCUUGAGUCUUCAGUCAAUGCAUGAGCCUGAGAAUAACGAGGUUGCGGGGCAAUGCGUCGAGAAAGUUGUCUGGCUCUACCCUAAGAUGGAUUGCAUCAUCUACGAUCGACCCUGCUCCUUCAAGUCCUUUGGUGAGACCAUGCCGGCCCUCGAACAGGAGGGCCUUGUCCAGUAA
Molecule: messenger RNA, 981 nt
Organism: Effrenium voratum
Lineage: Eukaryota; Dinophyceae; Suessiales; Symbiodiniaceae
Source: the annotation of a GenBank genome assembly